This is a messenger RNA of Eucalyptus grandis, 1474 nucleotides long. RefSeq names its product 24-methylenesterol C-methyltransferase 2. The record is from RefSeq and is a predicted model, not a curated record. Bases 105 to 1193 code for a protein of 362 amino acids. The transcript has a single exon. Gene Ontology annotation, biological process: steroid biosynthetic process. Gene Ontology annotation, molecular function: S-adenosylmethionine-dependent methyltransferase activity. Lineage: Eukaryota; Viridiplantae; Streptophyta; Magnoliopsida; Myrtales; Myrtaceae.
UCCUUCCUCCCACCCACCCUCUCUCUCUCUCUCUCCAAAACCCCAACAAACCUCUCUCUCUCCACUCUCUCCAGAUCUUCUUUCUCUCUCUAGGGGGGAAAACCAUGGACUCGGUGGCUCUGUGGUGCACCGGAGCCCUCAUCGCCGGCGGCAUCUACUGGUUCGUCUGCGUGCUGGGGCCGGCGGAGCAGAAGGGGAAGCGGGCCACGGACAUCUCCGGCGGCUCCAUCUCCGCCGAGAAGGUCCAGGACAACUACGACAGCUACUGGUCCUUCUUCCGCCGCCCCAAGGAGAUCGAGACCAAGGAGAAGGUCCCCGACUUCGUCGACACCUUCUACAACCUCGUCACCGACAUCUACGAGUGGGGCUGGGGCCAGUCCUUCCACUUCUCCCCCGCCCUCCCCGGCCGGUCCCACGCCGACGCCACCCGCCUCCACGAGGAGAUGGCCGUCGACCUCAUCCGCGUCUCCCCUAACGACCGCGUCCUCGACGUCGGAUGCGGCGUCGGCGGGCCCAUGCGCGCCAUCGCCGCCCACUCCCGCGCCCGCGUCGUCGGCAUCACCAUCAACGAGUACCAGGUGGCCCGCGCCCGCGCCCACAACAAGAAGGCCGGCCUCGACGGCCUCUGCGAGGUCGUCUGCGGCAACUUCCUCGAGAUGCCCUUCCCCGACUCCUCCUUCGACGGCGCCUACUCCAUCGAGGCCACCUGCCACGCCCCGCGCCUCGACGAGGUCUACGCCGAGGUCCUCCGCGUCCUCAAGCCCGGCACCCUCUACGUCUCCUACGAGUGGGUCACCACUGACAAGUACCGCGGCGACGACUCCGACCACGUCGACAUCAUCCAGGGGAUCGAGCGCGGCGACGCCCUCCCGGGGCUCCGCAGCUACGCCGACAUCGCCGCCACCGCGAGGCGGGUGGGGUUCGAGGUGCUGGAGGAGCGGGACCUGGCGGCGCCUCCCGCCGGCCCCUGGUGGACGAGGCUGAAGAUGGGCCGGAUCGCCUACUGGAGGAACCACAUGCUGAUCAAGGUCGCGGCGGCGCUCGGGGUCGCGCCCAAGGGGACGGUGGACGUCCACGACAUGCUGUUCAAGACGGCCGACUACUUGACCCGCGGCGGGGAGACCGGGAUCUUCACCCCGAUGCACAUGAUCCUCUGCAGAAAGCCCAAGGACUCGCCCCCCGCCGAUUCUUAGGUUAAAAUCCGCGACCCAUGGUAACGACACCCCAAUUUCAAUGGUUCCCUUUUCGUUCUUCUUUUUCUCGUUUUCUUUUCUUUCGUUGCUGAACUGAGUUAUGAUGAUCACUGAAGAUUAUUCACUGGGGGAGAGAAAAAAAAAAAAAAAAAAAAAAGAAGAGAAGUUAUUCUGGGUUUAUUCUGGGUUUUCUUCCUUUUCUUCUUUUGCUUCGAUUUUGGGGUAUAGCUUCUUCCUUGUUACCCUUUGGGUUUCGCAAUUUGAAUACUGGUUCAGAAAAA